Cheilinus undulatus (humphead wrasse) is the source of this 4003-nucleotide messenger RNA. RefSeq names its product negative elongation factor complex member B (gene nelfb). Gene Ontology annotation, biological process: negative regulation of transcription elongation by RNA polymerase II. The coding region runs from base 172 to 1923 and encodes 583 amino acids. The transcript has 13 exons. Lineage: Eukaryota; Metazoa; Chordata; Actinopteri; Labriformes; Labridae. The record is from RefSeq and is a predicted model, not a curated record. Gene Ontology annotation, cellular component: NELF complex; nucleus.
UUUCUGACGGCCUGUUUACAUAGACGGAACGGCGGAAAUCUGCUUUGACACAGAAGAACAAAAUGUGUUGUGCUUGGUUGUAAACACUUAUCUUUUAUGCUACUACUCUAGAUGUUAUACAUCUUUUCUUCACCCGUUAAUCUUUAAAUUAAUGUUUAAACGGAACAGAAGAUGUUCGCGGGCCUACCGGAGCUCGGGAUCUCUAACGGAGAGGAUCUCAAAGAAACUCUCACCAACUGCACAGAGCCUCUGAAAGCCAUCGACCAAUUUCAGAUGGAAAAUGGGAUCCUGCUGCCAACCCUCCAGUCUGCACUCCCCUUCCUUGACCUCCAUGGGACGCCACGGCUGGAGUUCCAUCAGUCCGUGUUUGAUGAGCUCAGAGAUAAACUGAUGGAGCGAGUCGCCACCAUUGCUGAGGGAAAGGAUGAGGACAGAUACGGGAAGCUUGAAGAGCUGUUGGAGAAGAGUUUUCCUCUCGUCAAAAUGCCGUCCAUUCAGCCCGUGGUCAUGCAGGUGCUCAAACACCUACCGAAGGUACCAGAGAAGAAACUGAAGAUGGUGAUGGCUGACAAAGAGCUGUACAAGGUGUGUGCUGUGGAGGUGAAGAGGCAGAUCUGGCAGGAUAAUCAGGCUCUGUUUGGGGAUGAAGUUUCUCCUCUCCUGAAGCAGUACAUUGUGGAGAAAGAAGCUGCUCUGUUCAGCAGUGACCUCUCCAUCCUGCACAAUUUCUUUAGUCCCUCUCCCAAAACACGACGUCAAGGCGAGGUGGUUCUAAAGCUGACACAGAUGAUUGGAAAGAAUGUGAAGCUGUACGACAUGGUGCUGCAGUUUUUACGGACACUCUUCCUGCGAACGAGAAACGUGCACUACUGCACGCUGAGAGCAGAACUGCUGAUGUCACUUCAUGACCUGGACAUUAGCGAGAUCUGCUCUGUGGAUCCCUGUCAUAAGUUCACCUGGUGUUUAGACGCCUGCAUCCGGGAAAAGUUUGUGGAUGGCAAGCGAGCCAGAGAGCUUCAGGGUUUCCUGGAUGGAGUGAAGAAAGGACAAGAGCAAGUCUUAGGGGACCUCUCCAUGAUCCUGUGUGACCCGUUUGCUUGUAACACCCUGGUCCUGAGCAUCGUGAGGAACCUGCAGGAGCUGCUGAGUCAGGACAGUUUACCCAGGGACAGUCCAGAUCUGAUGCUGCUGCUGAGGAUGCUCUCACUGGGACAGGGAGCAUGGGACAUGAUCGAUAGUCAGGUCUUUAAAGAGCCUCGUAUGGAUCUGGAGGUGGUGACCCGCUUCCUGCCCGCCAUGAUGUCAGUGGUCGUGGAUGACCACACCUUCACUGUGGAGCAGAAGCUUCCCAGUGAGGAGAAGAGUUCACUGUCGUACCCCACCACCCUGCCGGAUGCCUUCAACAGGUACCUCCAGGAGAACAGGGUGGCCUGUGAGAUCGGUCUGUACUACGUUCUCCACAUUGCCAAACAGAGGAAUAAGAACGCCUUACAGAGGUUACUGCCUGCCCUCGUGGAAACAUACAACGACAUGGCCUUUGGUGACAUCUUCUUGCAUCUGCUGACUGGUCACCUCACGCUGCUCUCUGACGAAUUCGGAUCGGAAGAGUUCUGCUCUGUCGUCUUCGAUGGCUUCCUUCUGACCUCUUAUUCCAGUAAAGAGAACGUCCACAGACACUCCCUCCGUAUGCUGCUGCAUCUACACCACAAAGUGCUGCCAUCCUACAUGGAAACUCUGCUGAAAACCCUCGAACCUCCAAAACAGAGCAGCGAGCCCGUGAAGGAGCUGUACACCCAGCUGACGGAGAAGAUGGAGGCACAGAAGAAAAGCCCACCACCCCCUGAGGAAACCCCAUCCCUGGAUCUGGGUCUGCAUCCGGUGACCGUCCCCACCACCGCCUCCACCCCGACCACGCCUCUCUGAGACACGGACAGUGACUGAGCGUAAAGACAGCUGGCGAGUGGCUCACGCAUUUCUCCAGAAUAGACCAGAUUUUUUUUUACAGUUUGUUUUCUUGUAUGAUUUUUUUUCAAAGGUUUUAUCUUUAGAUGUUUGUCUCUGACAGGCUCUCACAGCUCUGAUCGUGCAGCUAGUUUGCUUAAUUUCUUCAUAAACAUUUAAUUUAAACAUGGACUGUGGAACAUGUUGAGAGUCAGUCGAGCCCAGAGCCUCCACACGCUCCACUAAAAAAUCAAGAUUGCAGUAAAUAGAAAAUAAUGUAGAUUGAUCACAUGCCACAGAUUUACCCUCAUUUAAAUCUCAUAAUAUACAAUAAAACGACACUGACUGAUAUGAUAGCCCAUAAGUAAAGUAUGAAGGGUUAGCAUAGAGCAGAAAUAUUUGUUUAAGGACAGGUGUAAAGUAAAAAAAAAAAAAUCUUAACUUAUGAUGGUUAUUCUCUAACGUUGGCUACAAGUUCAGCCACUUAAGCUCGCUUAUGUAACACAGACCUCUACCUCCCAACCCCCGUAAGCUUGUGGCCCCAUUUGCUAUUUCCAUGAGGAGUAGAGACCAGAUGCACCGCUCAUCAACGCUGCUUACGUCUCGUUUUGAAUUUAGGACUUUGAUCAAUUAAAGCUGCACUCUGGUUUAUUUACUGACCACCAAACCACUGUUUGGUUUCAUGGAGGACUUCCACAUAUUAAAAGCUGUUAAAAGUGGCCCUCUUGUUUGCCCUGCGCACAGAUUUGACCUGGCCCCUGACAGACCCAGAAAAUGGGCGCUCCCCAGUUGUUUUGGAUCUGGAUCAGUUGUACUGGUGCUAGUAUCCUGGCUAAAAAUGACUUAAUUUUGGAGCUGAAAAGCGUGUCUAAAUAGCAUACAGUUCUGAUGUUGGAAUUAUUUGUUUGUGCUAUUUAUAACCCACUUUGACCUCCUUUUCAGCCCAUUGUUGCCAGCAUUAUUUGCCAUUUUUCAUCAAUUUACAUUGUUUUCACCCAUAUUUGCCUUUUUGAAACCAGUUUUUGCCCCAUUUUAACCCCUUUUCAUCACUUUUUAACCCAUUUUUUGCUACUCUUAAAAGCUAAUAUCCUCACCUUUUCUGCCAAAUAUGAUCUCUUUUGACCCUUUUGUUUUUGCCACUUUCCACCGAUUGUUGCCUCCACCACUAUUAACCCCUUGUCCCUACCUUUUAAGCUAAUUUUUGCCAAAUUUGAUUGCAUUUUUCUAUUUGUCAUGCCAAUUUUUGCCACUUUUAAUCCCUUUUCAUCAUUAUUUCUGCUGGUUUUUGCCACUCUUAACCUAUUAUUGCCACUUUUCACCUAUUUUCGCCUCCGCUAACCAUUUUUUGGCAUUCAAUUUUUUUUUCACUUUUAACCCAUUUCUGCCACCACAGAAAUCCACCUUCACCUUUCCACCCAUUUUUGCCACAUUUAAUCUAAUUUAACAAUGUUUUAAGAAAAAGGGUUAAUAUUUUUAGAAGGCUAUGUACUACCACAUAAAAAUGUAUUUGUUGCUUUGAUAAGAGUGGCUAUAAUUCAGGUAAAAAUAUAAAAUAUAGUUGUCACAGCUUAACUUUACAUUGGACCCCGAUUAUGCAGACCUCCCCUUAUUUGGCUGAACCCCAGAAAGCCCCCCCACCCCCACCACCACACCCCUCGGGAGGGGGGGGUGAUAAGUGAUCCUGUAAUGCUUUGUUAGUAGCUUGCAGCAUUAACCAGGAAAGCCACUUUUUAGCAACUUUUCUCCCUCAAAUUUAAAAUUCCUCCAUGAAACAAAAUUCUGGUUUACUGUCAGGAAAAUAGAUCUUAUGGAGUGCAGUUUUAUACAGACACAGUCCUUAAUUCAAAAUUAGAUUAACUGCUGUUAUUGUUUGACUGAAAUCCCCCAUGUGACUCCAUUUACAUACUGUGUGUUUAAACAGGUAUGUACUUUUUUUUACGUGUGUCAUUCAAAAUCUGAUUCUGUAGGUUCCACAGUCCAUGCAUUUAUUAAGUUGACUUUCAGAAUGUUACAUUGGAGUUGUCAGUGUUCUACAAUCCUGUAAAUAAAUGCUUAGUAAGAA